AUGGCCGAGAUCCGUCGCAAGCUCGUCAUCGUCGGCGACGGCGCCUGCGGAAAGACGUGUCUGCUCAUUGUGUUCUCCAAGGGCACCUUCCCUGAGGUCUACGUCCCCACUGUCUUCGAGAACUACGUCGCCGACGUCGAGGUCGAUGGCAAGCACGUCGAGCUCGCCCUCUGGGAUACCGCCGGUCAGGAGGAUUACGACCGUCUCCGCCCGCUCUCCUACCCCGACUCCCACGUUAUCCUGAUCUGCUUUGCCGUCGACUCGCCCGACUCGCUCGACAACGUACAGGAGAAGUGGAUCUCCGAGGUUCUGCACUUCUGCCAGGGCCUGCCCAUCAUCCUCGUCGGCUGCAAGAAGGAUCUGCGCUUCGACCAGAAGACCAUCGAGGAGCUGCACAAGACUUCCCAGAAGCCUGUAACCCCCGAGCAGGCCGAGGAUGUCCGCAAGAAGAUUGGUGCCCAGAAGUACCUCGAGUGCUCGGCAAAGACCAACGAGGGCGUCCGAGAGGUGUUUGAGCACGCCACACGGGCGGCCCUGCUCACCCGGAAAGAGAAGAAGAAGUCCAAGUGCACAGUCUUGUAG
This is a messenger RNA of Boeremia exigua, 582 nucleotides long. Its product is annotated as GTP-binding protein rho1 precursor. The coding region runs from base 1 to 582 and encodes 193 amino acids. The record is from RefSeq and is a predicted model, not a curated record. Gene Ontology annotation, molecular function: GTP binding; GTPase activity. NCBI's taxonomy places the organism in Eukaryota, Fungi, Ascomycota, Dothideomycetes, Pleosporales, Didymellaceae. The transcript is spliced from 5 exons. Gene Ontology annotation, biological process: small GTPase-mediated signal transduction.